AUGACCAGCAGACCUACAAAACGCAAGACGGCAGUCUCCGCGCCGUCCAACGUGUCUCCAGCACAUAAACAGGCAGUGAAUUCGGUUUCCAUGCUAUUCAGCGAUGCUUUUGGGUUGAUUUCCAAAGCAUUUGUCACAAGUGAACCCCCGAUUCAUCUUUCAAACCCAUCCACGCGCAGUCUGCCCGGAAGUUUCGUUGUUUCCCCGCAACAAACGUCUAGCAAGAACGUGGAUGACCAUGAGGACAGACCGGAAGACGAGGAUGAAGAAGAGAGCACUUUGGAUAGCUAUGCAGAAAACGACUAUGACAACUCGGACGACUUUACUCAAACCCAGGACUCUCUAGAGGCCACGUCCGUACCGUCCACUCCUAUCCUUUCAGUCGCAACGUCCCCAAUUGCUCUUGCGCAUACACCAAGGUACUCUUCGGCUCUGAGCUCGCAGCGGACUACACCCAUCUCCAUUUCACGGCACCGAGGAGGCCACCAUCAGUCUGUGGCGAGGUCAACUUGGAAAAACCACGUACAUCCCCUCAAGAAACAGUACGAUAUUGACAGACGAAUGGCGCGCGCUCAAGAGCUCUACAACCUGAAAAGGUCACUAGGAUAUGCGCAGGAUAUAUCCACCUUUCGGGCGUAUUUGAGCUACAAGGAGCAUAUGGAGAGGUUUUAUGCGGCGAUAGAUAAGAACAUGCCUUCUCCAAAGCCAGCUACGGGCCCUGAAUCGUUGCCCAAAAUGCCUUCAAACUCGUGGCUACAGCGCGCAGUCAUUGACGCAAGGAAGUCAUUAGAAAGCCCACGUCCAUUUAUUCCAAGGUUUAAAACAAGUGAACUAUUGGCACAGCAGAAUAGGGAACGGGAUGCAGAGAUAGAACGACGGUUAAGGCCGAAACUACCAGAUUCACUGCCACCGGAAGAUGAACAAAAGGUCAAACAAUCGUUGUCAAAUCGUUCACUUUUGGUCAAGGUCGCUCGCGAGCAGGUUACAGCCCAGGACUUGGGUCGACUGCGGCCUGGACAGUGGCUUAAUGAUGAAAUUAUCAACUUUUAUGGCGCGCUGAUCACCGAGCGCGCCGCCAAGUUUGAAGCCGGAGUCAAGAAUGGGGAGAUGAAUGGCAAAGGCAAAGGCCGCGCGAGCGAUGCGUAUCCAGAGAUGGAGGGACUUGGUGAACCGUGGAAGGUUCAUUUCUUUAACACAUUCUUCCUAUCAAAGUUACAGGACAUGGGAUAUGAAAAGGCACGGUUGAACAAGUGGACCAAAAAGAUGGACAUAUUUAGCAAAGAUAUUGUGCUCAUCCCGUGCAACCUGGGUAAUGCGCAUUGGACAUGUGCCGCCAUCAACUUUAGAGACAAGCGGAUAGAAUAUUACGACAGUAUGGGAAUGGAUAGACCGAGUAUUCGAGCAGCGUUGCGUACCUAUCUAGACAAAGAGCAUCAAGACAAAAAGUCAAAGCCAUUCAAUUUUGAAGGCUGGACGGACCUUUUUGGACACGAUGGCCCACAGCAAGAAAACGGGUUCGACUGCGGCGUCUUCGUGUGCCAAACCAUGGAGAAUCUUUCACGAGGAGUUUCGCUUCCUUUCGACUUUACUCAGCGGAACAUGCCUUAUCUGCGCAGACGCAUGAUCCUGGAGAUCACGACCCAGCAGCUGCCCAUAAAGCGGCUAUAG
This is a messenger RNA of Serendipita indica DSM 11827, 1668 nucleotides long. The record is from the annotation of a GenBank genome assembly. NCBI's taxonomy places the organism in Eukaryota, Fungi, Basidiomycota, Agaricomycetes, Sebacinales, Serendipitaceae.